Messenger RNA from Mirounga angustirostris (Northern elephant seal), 2212 nucleotides. RefSeq names its product SCP2 sterol binding domain containing 1 (gene SCP2D1). The record is from RefSeq and is a predicted model, not a curated record. The coding region runs from base 1031 to 1501 and encodes 156 amino acids. The transcript has a single exon. Lineage: Eukaryota; Metazoa; Chordata; Mammalia; Carnivora; Phocidae. Gene Ontology annotation, cellular component: cytosol.
UCAGUCUUACACAAUUCACAGCGCUUACCAUAGCACAUACCCUCCCCAGUGUCCACCACCCAGCCACCCCAUCCCUCCCACCCCCCACCUCUCCAGCAACCCUCAGUUUGUUUCCUGAGAUUAAGAAUCUCUUAUGGUUUGCCUCCCUCUCUGGUUUCAUCUUGUUUCAUUUUUCCCUCCCUUCCCCUAUGGUCCUCCAUCUUGUUUCUCAAAUUCCUCAUAUCAGUGAGAUCAUAUGAUAAUUGUCUUUCUCUGAUUGACUUAUUUUGCUUAGCAUAAUACCCUCUAGUUCCAUCCACGUCAUUGCAAAUGGCAAGAUUUCAUUUUUUGAUGGCUGCAUAAUAUCCCAUUGUAUAUAUAUACCACAUCUUCUUUAUCCAUUCAUCUGUUGAUGGACAUCUAGGCUCUUUCCAUAGUUUGGCUAUUGUGGACAUCCAGCAGCAUCUUCUAUUGAUCUUAGGGAUAUUCCUCCCCCCGCCCCUUCCCCGUUUUCUCACUGUGCCUCUGAAGCUUUCUGAUGCAAAUCCCGGUACUGAUUCUUUCUCCAACCAGCCAUUUUUCUUUAAAAGCAUUUCCCCUUCCACCAGCAGCUAGGUAAUGCCAAAUCUAGCAUCAGUAUCUGUGCCUUAAGGAUUAAACACCACUGAGGAAUCAGAAUAACUGCUCUGAAUUAGGGUUGUUACCGGGAGAGGUCUGCAUUGGAAAGACAGAGCUCAUAUCACCAAAGAACCUUCUGGGGCCACUUUCUCUUAUUCCCAACAUGGGGUCCAGAACUUUCUGGGCCUGUGAGACCAACAGCCCUCAUUGGUUUGGGGGGUGGUGGUGUGGAUCUGCCUCACAAUUAGCUAUCUGAGGCCUCACUCCAUGUCACAUUUUAGUAUCUGUUUGGCCAAUAAGACUGCAGCACACACACCAGCCUCAUUCCCUGCUUGGGCCUUACCUUUGAUGUCACAAUCUGACUUGUGGAUAUUAAUCUGGCCACAGCUGCUCACAAACCAGACGGCAAGGUCAAGAGGACCAGCACAGUAAGAUGUGGAAGAGAAUCGACCAUCAACCCAAGAUCAAAGCAGUGGAUGGACCUCAGGCAGGCCAGUUCAAGGAACUGGGUGCAGCUCGGGAACCUGCCAUGCCACACCCUCUAGAGCUGUCAGAAUUCCAGAGCUUCCCUGUGUUUGAGGAUAUUAGCCAUCACAUCAAAGAGGUGGGGGCCCAACUGGUAAAGAAAGUCAAUGCCAUCUUUCAGCUGGACAUCACCAAAGAUGGGAAGACCAUUCUGCAGUGGACCAUUGAUCUGAAGAAUGGCUCUGGGGACAUGUAUCCCGGAUCCGCCAGGCUUCCAGCAGACACUGUCUUCACAAUCCCGGAACCUAUCUUCAUGGAGUUGGUUUUGGGCAAAAUGAACCCUCAGAAGGCUUUCCUUGCUGGCAAGUUCAAAGUGAGCGGCAAAGUUCUGCUUGGCCAGAAGCUGGAGAGAGUUUUCAAAGACUGGGCUAAAUUUUAAGCAUGUAAAAUACCAAGGAAAUGAUCAUAACUUCUCUUCGGUUAUAAUGUUGAGCGGAAAUCAUGCUUAAACUGAAGAUUAAAACAAAAAAUAUCCAAUAUUUUUACUCAAAUUCUUCCUGUUCAGGUUUGAUUAAUUUUCCUGCUGAUGUGUUAAUUUUCAGUGAGGGUUCUAGAGCAGUAAAGAGUGUUGGAGUGUAUCACCUAAAAUCUUUGUCUUUUUCUUUUUUUAGAUUCAUGUAUGUUAUAAUAGCCACACAUAGAGAAAUGGGUGGUUUUGACAUUUGGAUUUAAAUGCUUUCAUGAUUGAGUUCCUGAGAAUUUUGUUUGUUUGUGCUUUGGGGAAAGAAGUGCCAACCAUCAUUGUGUUGGUUUGCAUUCCACUUGGUAACUUGGUUCUUCGAGAUUUUAAAUUUACAGAGCUCUAAGAGGGUGGCCUCCACAGCUAUGUGGGUGGAGCAAGGCAUAGAGGGGAUGAGCUCUUGGUGUAUCACGACUUCAGAUAGAUUUAAUUCUAAGAGAAUCCAGGGGCUUGGAAGAUGUUCUAGGCUACUGGAUCUUAAACUAGAGCAUGCAUCACAGCACCUGCGAGACAGGUAAAAGCCCAGAUCAGGAUUUCAGUGCCAUAGGUCUGGGCUGGGGAGAAUGUGCAUUUCUAACAAGUUCCCAGGUGAUGCUGAUGGGACCACCCCUGGAGAACCCCUGUCCUAGU